AUGUUGCGAGGAAGAAUUCCUGUCUUGAGAAGACUAUACUCACAAGCAGUCGGUAAUGGGGAGAACUUUCAGUUAUCUAAAUUGAAAAACGGCCUGAAAGUGGCUACCAGCAAUGUUCCGGGCCAUUUUUCGGCACUAGGUGUGUACGUAGGAGCUGGAUCCCGCUACGAAACGCAACAUAUGAAGGGAUGCACCCACAUAAUGGACCGCUUGGCCUUCAAGUCUACCGACCACAUGUCUGGCCGGGAUAUGGCAGAGACUCUGGAGCUGCUCGGUGGUAAUUACCAAUGUUCCAGCUCCCGUGAGACUAUGAUGUACCAAGCCUCUGUCUUCAACCGGGAUGUGGAGAAAAUGUUUGCACUUAUGGCAGAAACAGUUCGGUUUCCAAACAUUACUCCAGAAGAGCUCGAAGAGCAGAAAAUGACGGCGGAGUACGAAAUUGACGAAGUCUGGAACAAGCCUGAUUUGAUCCUUCCCGAACUUCUCCAUGUCACCGCAUACUCGGGGGACACUUUGGGAUCGCCUUUGCUCUGUCCAAAGGAGUUAAUUCCAUCUAUUUCCACUUAUUACCUCAAAGACUACAGGCGCAAGCUGUACACGCCAGAUAAUAUCGUUGCAGCUUUUGUAGGAGUACCCCAUGAACAGGCUGUGGACUACGCCAGCAAACAUUUUGGCGACAUGCUCUCAACUUCCCAAUCUGUCACACGCGACGUCAAGCCUGCUCACUAUACGGGUGGUGAAUUGUGCAUACCACCUGGUCCCAUUUUUGGUAACUUGCCCGAGCUAUACCACAUACAGAUUGGAUUUGAGGGUUUACCCAUAGGCCACCCCGAUAUUUACGCAUUGGCUACUCUUCAAACCUUACUUGGUGGAGGAGGUUCUUUCAGCGCUGGAGGCCCUGGAAAGGGAAUGUAUUCGCGUCUCUACACACACGUUUUAAAUCAACACUUUUUCGUCGAGAACUGUGUGGCAUUUAACCACUCAUACUCUGAUUCAGGCAUAUUUGGUAUUUCAGCUUCAUGUGUUCCAGAAGCAGCUCCAUAUAUGGCUGAGCUGAUUUCUCAACAGUUGGCAAACACAUUCACGUCUGAUAAAUUGAAACUAACGGAAGAAGAAGUCUCAAGGGCUAAAAAUCAACUCAAAUCUUCACUGUUGAUGAAUCUCGAGUCCAAACUGGUGGAAUUAGAGGAUUUGGGCAGACAAGUUCAAUUGCAUGAGCGUAAAAUCCCAAUUAAAGAAAUGAUUGCUAGCAUAGAAAAAGUUACUGUUGAUGAUAUCAGAAGAACGGCAGAGAUGGUGUUCACCGGUAAAGUUCGUAAUAAGGGCCAGGGGACUGGUAAGGCAACUGUGGUAAUGCAGGGCCAGAGGGAAAAGUUUGGUGAUGUUGAAACAGUUUUGAGGUUUUAUGGUCUGGGCAAUUAUGAAAAGCUGGAUAUCUCUGCUUUUAAGAAGACUAAAAGAGGCCGUUGGUUCUAA
Molecule: messenger RNA, 1476 nt
Organism: Lachancea dasiensis
Lineage: Eukaryota; Fungi; Ascomycota; Saccharomycetes; Saccharomycetales; Saccharomycetaceae
Source: the annotation of a GenBank genome assembly